GCCAUUUUUGCAAAGGGAAAAGAGACUGGUCUGAGGGGAUCUAAUUUCUAAAAGUCGCCGUGGACUAAGGCUCAGUUUUAACGGUUCCGAGGUGAUUUUUAGCCUGAGUUCGGGUUCCCGAGUAGAACAAGAGGCAAGGGAUUUCUCACGGGAAGCAACUUUUUAGAGGACACGCUGAAAUACAAACAUUUUGAAGCUUUGCUAGGGAUCCGCAGUGUGUGGACAGAAGUAUUGUUUUGGUUGUGGAGGCUGUGUGGAAAGCGACGGGUCUCCCCCAGCUCCCCUUAUUCGCUAUUGAGAUCCUCCAGAGUGGACAUAAAACGGCCUUGUGGAUGCACUUAGAUGUCUGCAAUGACUGCUGCGGCUGGCAUGCCUCAGUGUUUUGGACUCCCAUUCUCUGGACUCAGUAGGACAAGAACUGAUCAGCAGAGAACGUCAUGAGCAUAGUCAUCCCAGUGGGGGUGGACACAGCAGACACCUCAUACCUGGACAUGGCGGCGGGCUCCGAACCAGAAUCGGUGGAGGCCAGCCCUGUGGUAGUGGAAAAGUCCAGCUACCCACACCAGAUCUACAGCAGCAGUUCACACCAUUCCCACAGUUACAUUGGCCUGCCUUAUGCCGACCAUAACUAUGGGGCGCGGCCCCCACCUACACCCCCGGCCUCCCCUCCUCCCUCCAUGUUGAUCCGACAAGGAGAGGGAGGGUUGUUUGUUCCAGGGGGCCAGGACGAAGCAUCCAGGGGCACCACGCUCAGCACCUCAGAGGAUGGCAGCUACGGGGCUGACAUCACCCGCUGCAUCUGUGGCUUCACCCACGAUGACGGCUACAUGAUCUGCUGUGACAAGUGCAGUGCCUGGCAGCAUAUUGACUGCAUGGGCAUCGACAGGCAGAACAUUCCUGAGACCUAUCUGUGUGAACGCUGCCAACCACGACACCUUGAUAGGGAGAGGGCCAUCCUGCUGCAGACCAGGAAACGAGAAUGUUUAUCUGAUGGGGACACCAGUGCGACAGAGAGUGGAGACGAGGUGCCAUUAGAGCUGUACUCAACCUUCCAACACACGCCAACCACCAUCACCCUGACGACUGGGCGCCUCGGCCAUAAACAGGUUGAUAAAAAACGUAAAAAGAGUGGCGAUAAGGAGCCUCAAGCAUCCUCAGCCCGAGCCAAGAAGGCCUUCCGAGAAGGUUCCAGAAAGUCCUCCAGAGUAAAGGGUGCUGCUCCAGAGCAGGAGCCGACAGAACACCCGUCUCUGUGGGAGAACAAGAUCAAGACGUGGAUGGAGCGUUACGAGGAGGCCAGCAGCAAUCAGUACAGUGAGGACGUCCAGGUCCUGUUGCGUGUUAAAGAGCAAGGGGACGGCAAGAGCCUGGCGUACAACACACAUCCAGCCUCUUUCAAACCACCUGUGGAGAGUCAAAUUCAGAAAAACAAGAAGAUCCUCAAGGCGGUGCGAGACCUGGCCCCAGACUCCCUCAUCAUUGAGUACAGGGGAAAGUUCAUGCUUCGACAGCAAUUUGAGGCCAAUGGUUACUUCUUCAAGAGGCCGUACCCAUUUGUGUUAUUUUAUUCAAAAUUUGAUGGACUGGAGAUGUGUGUGGACGCUCGCAGCUUCGGCAAUGAAGCACGCUUCAUCCGUCGCUCCUGUACCCCCAAUUCUGAGGUGCGGCACGUCAUCGAAGACGGCAUGCUGCAUUUAUACAUCUACUCAUUGAGGCCUAUCACCAAGGGCACAGAGAUCACCAUUGGCUUUGAUUUUGACUAUGGCAACUGUAAAUACAAGGUGGACUGUGCCUGUGUGAGGGGGAACCAGGAAUGCCCGGUGCUCAAGCACAACCUGGAGCCCACGGAGAACUUAGGUUCUGGAGGUCGCCGCCGCGGGAGUCGCAAGGACAAGGAGACGGUGCGGGACGACCUGGGCCAGAACCAGAACAUGGGUUUGGACGGCGAGGGGAAGAGCAAGAGUUUAUGCGACGGCAAACAGAGAAAACUUUCUCCUCUCCGCCUCUCCAUCUCCAACAACCAGGAUCCUGAGUUAUAUGAGGAUCUUGAAGACAAAACCUCCGUUAGCAAUGAAGUAGAGAUGGAAUCAGACGAGCAGAUUGCAGAGAGGAGGAGGAAGAUGGCCAGCCCAGCGGAGCAGUCCCAUCUCCCUGUCGGGGCGGCUUCCAGCUGGAAGGGAAUGAAACACAAGGAGACACGGGAAGAAAGGAAGAUGGAGGCCAUCCUGCAAGCCUUCGCCCGCAUGGAGAAGAGGGAGAAACGCAGGGAACAGGCCCUGGAGCGAAUCGGCGGUUGCAAGUCAGAGAUGGGGGGCCGCAGUGACAUCAAGGAAGAGCCUCCGGCCACUCCUGAAACAGAAGAUUCCCCAACUCUCAUGCAGCCACUUCUGGAGGUCAAAGAGGAGCCAGGACUAAAGCAGGCAAAGGUCAAAUCCUCGAAAAACAGGAAGAGUUUCUCAAGAAACCGCACGCACAUCGGUCAGCAGCGCCGGCGAGCUCGCACCAUCAGCACCUGUUCGGACUUGGCCCCAGGCUCUCCGACUGAGUCUAUUGAGCCCAUGUCCAAUGACUCUCCUGAAGGGGAGAUCCCCACUGCACUGGAGCCCGAGACCAUGGCUUUCCAAGCAGAGGACUGCAGCCCUCCGCACAGCAGCUCACCUGCACCUGACAGAAACCGCUCUGGGAGCAAGAACUUCAAAACUAAAAAGCACUUUGUCAGCGAAUGGGUGGGAGAGAAGCAGCAGGACCAUUGUGCAGUGCGAACCCCCGAGCCGAUCCCAGAGAGACCACUGAGAAUAAGCAGUGACCCAGAAGUACUCGCCACACAGCUGAACGCCCUUCCAGGUAUGGCCUGCUCGCCGCAGGUCUACAGCACGCCCAAACACUACGUUCGUUUCUCGUCCCCAUUCCUGGCAAAUCGCAGCCCCACAACUCCCGGAGUCCCCACAGGGAGACGGCGAUCUAGAGAACUGCCAGAAACUCCGCCAACCACAGGCUCCUGCAAGAAGCGAUGGUUGAAGCAGGCUCUGGAGGAGGAAGGCUCCCCCAUCCCAGCCAGACGACAUAGCCUCCUCAUGCCCUGUGAGGGACCUCUCAGCCCCUCCAUCAAUGGAGACUCGGACAGCCCUCUACCUUAUAAUGGCAUCUGCUUGCUACCAGAGUUGCCCACACCUUUGAAAAAGCGGCGGUUGAGUCCGUUAGAUGCCUGCAUGUCCGAGGGUUCGACGCCCUACGGCUCCCCAUGUGCAACGCCCACCAGGAGCGAACAACCGGAGGCACCCGUGACGCCCGUCUUACUCGCGACCCCUCCACGUCCUCGGACAGAGGAGCCCAAUACGGAGCCCCUGCCCAGCACCCCAACACAGACACUUACUGCCCCUCAGGAGAGUGAAUCUUCUGACGAGAGCUCACCAGAGGUCAGCCGGAAACCCAGUGUGCAAGAGGCUGAUCGCCCGCCUUCGUUGGUCUCUUCUCCAAGCAACAGGGCUCCCAGCUCGGAUGUGCUACCGACCGAAGCCAAGCUGUCAGUUCCAGAGAGUCCACAGCCCCCAGUGACGGAGCCUGUGGACUGCGUAGAGGACCGGGCUGAUGCUGGAGUUGUAGAAGGCAAUAGCGAGGCUCCCUCGUCCGCAGAAACUCUUGCUUCCUCUUUUCCCGGCUGGAUAAAAAGUCCAGAGAGAGUCCCGACUGGGGCAGCUGGCCUGAACUUCUCCCCAGUCAACUCAAACUUAAGGGACCUCACCCCGUCACACACCCUGGAGCCUCUGGUGGCUCUUUUCAGGCCUGAGGCUGCAGCUGGGACUGCAGCAGUGUCCACAGCAGUGACCGGGCCAUUGGUCAGCGCUCAAGCCCCCUUCAGUGAAGGCCAGGGGCAGCUCUUUUACCCCUGCGCUGAGGAGGGAAGCUCACUGGGAUUCUCUCGCUCACUGAACGGGGACGGCAGCGGCGAGGCAGGAGGGUCGGCACAGAACCCUCCACAAAAGAAAAAGGUGUCCCUGCUCGAGUACAGGAAGCGUCAACGAGAAGCUCGCCGCAGCGGCUCCAAGACUGAGUGCAGCUCCCCCGUUUCCACCAUGCCGCCUCUGAGCAUGGACGCCUUUCCUGUCGCUCUAGAGGCCGCCAGUGAGCCUCCUCCUCCCCCCCCUGCUCCCACAGUACUCUGCAACGCCGCCACCAACGCCCCCACGGUCACGGUAAAAGAGCCUCAAACCAAUGAGGAGGCGGAGGCUGCUGCAGAGAAAGGAGAGAAGGAAGGCGGGGAAGGACAGUGGACGUCGUCGACUUCCGUGGAGCAGGCCCGAGAGCGGAGCUACCACCGAGCGCUGCUGCUCAGCAAAGAUAAAGACACAGAUGGUGAGACAGAAGGUGGUGACACGCCUGCACUCAGAGACUGUCCAUCGCCAGGUCUUCAAAAGACCCCGACCCAUGGACCCGUCUCUCCCGGUGCCGUCUCCCAGACUCCAAGUCGUUCAGUGAAGGAGGACGACGCAGAUGCUCAACCUCGGACGCCAAAUCUGACAACGCCGCCAGCGAGCAAACCCGCAGGACCUAAGCCGGCUCCUCUGACCCCCACCAAGCUGCAUCAAGCCCCCCUACCCUCCUCUCCGGUCCACUUCCCUGGAUCCUCACUCCUCCACUCCCCCAAGCCUCAGGCUCAGGGCUCGCCCUACCGCAGCCAGAGGGCGCUGUUCUCGGCGCAGCCUCAAAACCAGCCGCAGGCUCAGACUGGCCCCGCUCCGUUCCCCCAGUAUAACGCACAGAGUGCUCCCCCGCCACCUCCCCCUCCUCCGCCAGCGCCUCCAGUCUCCACAGCGUAUUUUCCCAGCCAGAGCCCCUCGCCCGCUGGACCCUUCCCUGGGUUCAAACCUUCCGUUACCCCCACUUACCCCCCCGGCUCUCAGCCCUUGAUGCAGACUCUUCCCCACAGUGUUCACUAUCAGAGCUCAGCCGUGCCUCCUCCACCUCCUCCUCCACCUCCACACCCGAUGAGCGGCCCCACCCUGCUCCACGUCAGCCUGCAGCCUCCUCCCAUCCAGCAGCACCAGCUCCUGCUGACCACCGUUCCCCCUCCGCCUCCUCCCCCUCAGGUUCAGACGUCCCAACAACCGCAGCAGCAGCAGCCUCCUGUCGGCGGCAACUUGUUGUCGCUCACUCCUCCUCCGCCGCCUCCACCUCCUCCCCCGGCCCCAUCAACCAACCCCCAGAUGCAACCCCACCACUUUCAGAACUUAGGGGGGUUUCAGCCGGCACUGAUGCAUCAAGGCCCCGCAGCCAAUCCCUCAGUGCCCCAAUCGACGUACCCCCCACCCCUUCAGCAGACCGGACUGCCUCCACCUCCACCUCCCCCUCCUCCCCCCCAACAGACUCAACAAGGCCAGGCCCAGGCCGCCGCCUCCCAGAUGCCUUCUGGGACUCGUGGAGCUCCUUCGUCCUCCACCCCCUUCCACAGCUCGGGGUACCUUAGCACAGGGUGGCACUGACCGCCCUCUCUGCUGUCGGCCCCGCACCCCCCACCCCGGCCGCCCCUGAGAACUCAGCCUGAGAGGGGCGUGUACCAUAAGCUGUAGAUAUGUUUUCUAUGUACCUGAACACAUGGCCAGUGGAAAAACAGCUGAUUGUGGGAUAAGAGGGUACUUUUUAAAAUAAAACAAGGACAGAAAAUUUUAGAGAAAAGGACAGUGAAAUAAUCUUCAAGACAGACUGUAAAAAUAAAGAUGGACGAUCCCCCGUCUACCCCCGGUGCUCAUAUCCCUCACUGUCUGGCCUCCCUUUGUUUUGUAUAUCCUUCCUGCGACGGAGAGGAACGCUCUCUGUUCUGUGUCUUGUUCGGACUCCCGUUGUAAGGCCCCGCACUUUGUUUAUCAAUUGACAUUCCAGCCUGUAAAACCCCCACCCCCCCACCCCCCUUUCCUCUUCCUCCUUUUGUCAGUUAUUCCUUUUACUUCCUCUUCUCUCUCGUCUCGUCGGCUCUCUACACCAUUUCUUUGUUUUAAUCUAGUGGCUCAUUAUAGCAACGAGAAAGCUUUUUGUAUAGAGAAAAAAAAACACAAUUAUUUUUUUUAUUCCUCUGUCUAACAACAAAUAUCUGUGCACCGCUGCAGAUUCAGAAAAAAAAGACCCAUUUCUGGGAGCCUGCCUCACCGCCCCCGGGAGGCUGCACUCGUGUGUGUCUGUGUGUGCGUUUGUGUGUGUGUUUGUGUGUGUGGCUGCUUUUGAGGAGGAAGGUGUGUGUGUGUGUGCGUGUGUGCGUGUGUGUGUGAGAGGUUUCGUGUAACGAGUGCUCUUAGUCUUCUGAAGUAGGCAGAGUGGUCUCGCCCACAGGUAGGACGUUAGCGGUUUAUUUUUGAAUAUCAAUGGUUAUUUGUAGAAAGUGUAAUUUAAUGUAUAGGUGGUUACUCCAGCUUUCACCAGGAACAGGUUGUAAAUAUUUGCUUCUUUUCUUUUCUAUGCUUGUACAAUUCGCUCCCAUCCCAUUUUGAAUUAUCGUUGUAAAUAUGAACGCUCUUCUUGGCAAAGCUGAAUGUUUCUGUGACUGUAGCAUUAUUUUUAUUUUAUUUUCCUUCCCUCUCCGGACUCUUCGACUUUGUCCUUUUUUCUUUUUUUUUUUUUUAUUAUUUGUGUGUGAGUGUAUGUUUGUGUGGAGGGGAGAGACUCACAGACACUGCACUGGUUGGCUAUUUUCAUGGUUCAUUAUAAUAAAUCACUGUAAUGACAGUUUUAUACCACU
Molecule: messenger RNA, 6727 nt
Organism: Hippoglossus stenolepis (Pacific halibut)
Lineage: Eukaryota; Metazoa; Chordata; Actinopteri; Pleuronectiformes; Pleuronectidae
Gene: kmt2e
Product: lysine (K)-specific methyltransferase 2E
Exons: 25
Coding region: 438-5480 (1680 amino acids)
Molecular function (GO): protein binding
Source: RefSeq, a predicted model, not a curated record